Messenger RNA from Aspergillus nomiae NRRL 13137, 243 nucleotides. RefSeq lists its product as uncharacterized. The transcript is spliced from 3 exons. The coding region runs from base 1 to 243 and encodes 80 amino acids. The record is from RefSeq and is a predicted model, not a curated record. Lineage: Eukaryota; Fungi; Ascomycota; Eurotiomycetes; Eurotiales; Aspergillaceae.
AUGAAGUUCUCCACCAUCCUUGCCGCAACUACCGCUCUCCUGACCGGUGCCAAUGCCGCAUUACCGCGUCUUGUAGAGGUCCAUAGCCACGAGAUUUGCUGGAGGGUCUGCUUUCCGGAGAAGCCACAUUGUCCCGAUGGAUGGCAUGACAAGAAAUUCGGCGAGUGUCAUACUUGCUGCAAGGGCGACGAUGAUGAAGAUGACGCGGUGGCCAGCAAGCUUAAUAUGUUUUGGCAGGCAUAA